AUGCUGCAGGCUCGUGUACCAUUUGGCGGCCUUCAACGGUCCUGCAAAUGCCUCACAACGCUUGCAUACCGGCCAUUUUCCAGCACUCCCCUCAGGAGACAAGAGACAGCCGCUGACCCAGCUGAUCUUGACGAUGACCUUUCUAUGGCUCCGCCUCCGGUCCGUGAUAAGAGAGCCAUCCAAUUACGAUCAUACACACCACGUACACCCGGUCUCAGGCACUUGCGGAGACCUAUAAACGACCAUCUAUGGAAGGGCAGACCAGUCCACGAGCUUACGUUCCCCAAGAAAGGUCAUGGGAAAGGUGGAAGGAAUUAUACCGGACGAGUUACUGUCCGUCAUCGAGGAGGCGGUCACAAGCGAAGAAUACGCAUUGUUGACUUUGAGCGGAACGAGCCUGGUCCCCAUGUCGUCCAGAGAAUUGAGCAUGACCCCGGCCGGACAGCGCACAUUGCCUUGUUGAAGUCUAAGCUUACAAAGAAAUUGAGCUACGUUCUUGCGGCGGAGGGGAUGAGGGAAGGCGAUAUCGUGCAAAGUUAUCGUGCCGGUAUCCCGGAUGACCUGUGGGAGGCUAUGGGCGGUGGUAUUGACCCUGGUGUGCUGGCGGCCAAGACCGCUCGACGAGGGAACUGUCUGCCUCUACACAUGGUUCCUAUAGGUUCAAUGAUUUUCAACAUUGGUCUACACAAGGGGAAAGGUGGUCAGCUCUGCCGUGGUGCUGGGACAUACGGUAUCCUGAUGACCAAAGCCGGUGAAGCCCCCCCUCCAUGGGAAGAAGUUAAGCCCAAGGAAGAAAACGCAACCGCUGAGUCAAAGGACAGCAAAGAACCGACCGAAGCCGAAGACACCUCAAGCGAAGCGGCCAAGGACGCUAAGCUUGAUGCUGAAGUCGAAGCCGAGAUCAGGAGUGACGCUGAUGCUGCUGGUGAGAAAACCGUCAUGUCUGAGCUAGAAUGGAAGAGGCUCAAGAAGUUGUCCGAGCACGUUGCCGUCCGCCUGCAGAGUGGUGAAGUCCGUCUGAUCCAUAAGGACUGCUGUGCCACCAUCGGAGUUGCCAGCAAUGUCAACAAGAAGUAUGCUCAGCUCGGUAAGGCAGGCCGAAAGCGCUGGCUCAACAUCCGUCCUACCGUCCGUGGUGUGGCCAUGAACGCAAAGGACCAUCCCCACGGUGGUGGUAGAGGAAAGUCCAAGGGUGGUGUCCAUCCCAAAAGUCCAUGGGGUCUACCGGUAUGUCCUUUUCACCUUUCUUCCGCCGUCUAUCACAGUGUUGCAGUAACAUUGCUAACUCAAUGGUACAGGCCAAAUCCGGAUACAAGACAAGAAUCAAGGCGAACAUCAACAGAGAUGUCAUUACCCCGAGAGUCCGCAACCAAGGAAAGCGUCGCAGAGGAUACAAUUAGUGGCCUCACAUCCUGCUGUCCUUUUUCUUGCUGCACGGUUGAAGAGUUGAUGAUAGAGCUCCUUCUGCUUACGUUCUUUGGGGAGCGUGUACUAUAUAUUCCUGUACUAAAAGGCAAUCUGAUAUGCUACUAUAUUACUACCUUAAUAUUCUUGCCACAUCAGACCCUUUCGCGGCUGAGAUCGUAUUCUUGUCUAUAA
Messenger RNA from Trichophyton rubrum CBS 118892, 1599 nucleotides. RefSeq lists its product as uncharacterized. Gene Ontology annotation, molecular function: structural constituent of ribosome; RNA binding. Lineage: Eukaryota; Fungi; Ascomycota; Eurotiomycetes; Onygenales; Arthrodermataceae. Bases 1 to 1599 code for a protein of 532 amino acids. The record is from RefSeq and is a predicted model, not a curated record. Gene Ontology annotation, biological process: cytoplasmic translation. The transcript has a single exon. Gene Ontology annotation, cellular component: ribosome.